UUUAAACUGUACUAUUGAGUUAAUUAUUUUUGCAAAUCUUCCAAAAACUGCACAAUUAUCAAACAUUUAUGAACAGGUUCAACACAAUAGUGUAAUCACAAAACCUCACAAUUUUAUACUAUUUUCACAUGCCCAGAUUUUAGGUUAUGUUUGACCACGAAGUCACGAAAACACUUGUUUGCUGUAUAAGAUAAAAAUUCACAUAAUGGCAUUGUGUGAAGCUGAGAAAACGUUUGUGUUGCAUGGAGUAGAAGAGAAUUUUCGUGUUGAUGGACGCGAACGUGAGGACUACAGGCCGAUAGAACUUGAAACUAACAUAGUCUCACAUGCCUUUGGUUCUGCUAGAUUACGUUUAGCUAACACAGACGUUCUAGUUGCAGUCAAAAUUGAAGUUGAUGUUCCAUAUCCAGAAAGACCUAAAGAGGGAAAAUUGGAAUUUUUUGUUGACUGUUCUGCAAAUGCAACUCCUGAUUUUGAAGGCCGAGGAGGUGAAGAUUUAGCCGUUGAGAUAUCAAACAGUUUAGCUGCAGCUUAUAGGUCACCUGAAGUGUUUGAUUUAACUAAACUGUGCAUUUUGAAAGGGCGCAAAUGCUGGAAAAUAUUUGUAGACAUCCUUUUGUUGGAGUGUGGGGGUAACUUAUAUGAUGCUGUAUCAAUAGCUGUUAAAGCAGCUCUUUGGGAUACUAGAAUACCACUGGUUAAGUCAGUUACAGUUGAUGGAAAUAACGUAGAUAUGGAAGUUUCAGAUGAAUUACACGAUUGUCAAAAGCUUGACGUUUCAGCAGCCCCCAUUAUGGUGACUGUGUGUAAAAUUGGGGAGCAGUGUAUUGUUGACCCAAAUGUGGCAGAAGAAUUAUGUUCAGUGGGGGCUGUAGUUAUAGCAGUUUCAAAGAAUAAAUUUAGCACAGUACUACAAAUUGGAUCAGGUUCUUUACAUCCCCAAACAUUACUGGAUUGCUUACAGAUGGGUGAAAAAGUGGCCCAACGGCUAAGUGAGGCACUUUUAGAAACGUUAAGUCAAAUUAAUCCAAAUAAAAAUCAAGAUGUGGGAUUUUUAAAAUAACCACUUUAUUCAAGAAUAAAUAUUUUUUUGGUAAA
This is a messenger RNA of Tribolium madens (black flour beetle), 1098 nucleotides long. It is a transcript of the gene Rrp42, whose product is annotated as exosome complex component RRP42. Gene Ontology annotation, biological process: U1 snRNA 3'-end processing; exonucleolytic trimming to generate mature 3'-end of 5.8S rRNA from tricistronic rRNA transcript (SSU-rRNA, 5.8S rRNA, LSU-rRNA); nuclear polyadenylation-dependent rRNA catabolic process. The record is from RefSeq and is a predicted model, not a curated record. The transcript has 5 exons. The coding region runs from base 206 to 1063 and encodes 285 amino acids. Gene Ontology annotation, cellular component: nuclear exosome (RNase complex); cytoplasmic exosome (RNase complex). Lineage: Eukaryota; Metazoa; Arthropoda; Insecta; Coleoptera; Tenebrionidae.